UAAUAAUCGCCAUAAAAUCUCAUAAAAUCACACGAGAUUUCAUUUUAUAUUACUUCCUGCUUCUAAGUUUGACAGGUUUUUAGUUCCGAGGAGGUAGCGGACUUGUUUUACGUUUUUGUUUGAUUAGUUUGGUGAAAAUGUGAAGGUUUAGGCCUAAUGUGAGUCGUACCAGACUAUUGAGAAUGGUUCUCCUUAACGACAUCAGAUGGAUUACGAUUUACAUGUCAGACGAUCGUGAAGAGAAAAAGUUUGUUUGAGUGAGGGUGUCAAAACAAUGGAGAAGAAAGACAAGAAUUCAAAAGAGGUCGCUCGGUCUGAAAGCAUGCCGGCCUCUCCGCGCCGCAACAUUCCGUCCCGAUCGUUGACUCUGCCAGCAAAUUCUCGUCUGCCUCCAGAUAUUGGGCGGUCGGUCAAUAGCGGGUUUUUCACCCGGCUCAAACGAUGCUUGAGGAUUGGAAGCAAAGGUCGAUACAGUUUCAGCACUGCUCAUGGUAAAACUCCAAAGGCGACUGACGCAAUCCUGGCUGCCGGAAUGCAGAACCUAGAACAGCGUCCAUCCCAGACUCUACGACAGCUAAGACGUAGUAUUCCGGACAAAGAAGAGGUCGUGCUACUCCACAAGGGUCCAAGGAUUGUCGAUAGCAGCAGAGGAGAUAACUCUAGACUUCUGGAGUCUGUUUCGGAAGACACGCUCGUGCAGAUUGUUGGAGCGUCGCAGAAUAAUGUAUGUCAGAGUUCUUGCCUGGAUGACGUGAUGAGCGCGGAACAGCAUCGAGAUGAGGACUUGGCGAUCGAUGACCUUGAUGAAAUGGAUCCCGGUUACGAGACGCUGGAUGAAGUGCGGAAAAAAGUCCAGAUGAAGCUGAGAGCCAGUUGUCACGACGACAGAAGUAGUGAACUGAAACACAUCCCAGAGGAAAAUGUCGAGGUUCGUAAGCAUUCUGCCGGACAGCUUUCUGGUCAGGAGAAUGGGGAAAAGUGUAUGCGGGAUAGCGGGCUCGCUACUCCAUUAACGGACAGUCCUGAGAGUUACAGAGAAAGUAAUGCAGAAAGUGUCAACAGUUCCAUGUUGAGUGAAUCGACAGGGAUUGCCGACGAGUCGGGGAUUGAAGUGGAUAUGCUGGAUUUGGAUAAUAUCAACGUGUUUGACCAUUUGAACAGUGCCUCUGCGUACAGCAUCCCUUCUGAUUCUGUGGAGUCCCAGCAGCGACACAACUCUGACAGUUUUCUUACAAAUCCGUGUUUUGAAAUUGAAGAAGAACUUUAUGCCAACCCAAAAGUAAUUUCUCGCAAACGGUCACAGAAACAGCAAGGUUCGGAAUCGGAAAUAGCCACCGACAAUGCACAUUUGAGUUUGACGUGUUUAGAACAGGAAAAUGUUGAAGCUUCUAUGCCAGAGAAGUCGGUUUCUGAGGGCGAUGUUUCUGGUAAGCCAUGGCGCGGUUCGUCUGUCGAGUCGGACAAAUCGGCACCACCGCUUCCCGAACGUAAAUACACUUUAACCGAUAACGGGUUACCUCUUGAAGAAGGUUCCGAGCCCGAGACGCCCAGUGUAGAUGUUGAUGAAUGUGAGAAAUGUGUGAAAAUAGACUCGAAGAUUGACGUCGAGACAUCAGAAGAGAGUACACUGGAUGCUGUGAGUGAUUGUGGCGAUGUUCUGACAGACAAUGAAGCAGAAACGGUGUGUGAAAAUACUGCCAUUGAGGCUUUUGACGACGGCUAUCAAACCAUAAAAAAUGUACAGGCUCAGAAAAUGGAUUCACACCCAGACCCAGAGGCUCCGAAAGUUGAUUCAAGUCCAGAUGUACAGGCUCUGAAAGUUGAUUCAAAUUCAGAUGUACGGCCUCAGAAAGUUGAUACAAGUCCAGAUUUACAGGAUCAGAAAGUUGAUUCAAGUCCAGAUUUACAGGUUCUGAAAGUUGAUUCAAAUUCAGACGAACUGACUCUGAAAGUUGAUUCAGAUCUAGAUGUACAAGCUCUGAAAAAUUCAAAUUCAGAGCAACUGGCUCUUGACGACGGCUAUCAAACCAUAAAAGAUGUACAGGCUCAGAAAAUGGAUUCACACCCAGACCCAGAGGCUCCUAAAGUUGAUUCAAGUCCAGAUGUACAGGCUCUAAAGUUGAUACAAAUUCAGAUGUACAGGCUCAGAAAGUUGAUUCAAGUCCAGAUUUACAGGCUCUGACAGUUGAUUCAAGUCCAGAUUUACAGGUUCUGAAAGUUGAUUCAAAUUCAGAUGUACAGACUCAGAAAGUUGAUUCAAGUCCAGAUUUACAGGCUCUGAAAGUUGAUUCAAAUUCAGAGCUGCUAGCUCAA
Molecule: messenger RNA, 2313 nt
Organism: Gigantopelta aegis
Lineage: Eukaryota; Metazoa; Mollusca; Gastropoda; Neomphalida; Peltospiridae
Exons: 2
Coding region: 275-2182 (635 amino acids)
Source: RefSeq, a predicted model, not a curated record